CAGUUAAAUCAGAAAACUGUAAAAGUGACGGAAAAGGAGGAAAUAUGGCUAAUCAGGUCUACUAUCUUAAUUCAACACUGAAAGAAGUCCUUGGCACUGUUUCUUACACAAAACUUGGAUGUUUUGAUUUCACCGAUGCUCACACUGUGCCCAGCCUCGAAGGAGAGGAUUCUUUGUUGGAUGGUUAUUACACAACGAGAAGGGACGCUAUUAGUAAGUGUGGACUGGCGGCUGACAAGCGAGGACAUAGAAUGUUUGUUGUCAUGCCAAGCGGACAGUGUGCAAGUGGUCCUACUACUGAGAUGUACAGAAAGUUUCUACAGUCAGGACACAGUAACGUGGAAUGCACAGGAAUGGCUCUUUGGAGUAGCGUAUACCUUCUCAAUUUUAGCCGGUAUGACGAUAGAGGUGCUAACAAUGUUGAAGUAAUAGUACCGCCUGAGCCGCUAAAAUACACGUCAAUUGGAUGUUUCCUCCAGUACCUUUACAUGGCUGAGAGAUAUCCUCUUCUUGUGAGCUAUGAGGGCCAAGAUCCACUUCUAAAGGAUUUCUACCAACUACGAAAAAAUGCGAUUGAAAAGUGUGCUACGGUAGCCAAGCGACGUGGAUAUAAAGUUUUUGCUCUGAUCAACGGCGGCAAGUGCUUGACUGGCCCUAAAGCUCACACAGUGCCAGUAUUCAAAACGUUCUGGGCUAAGGGAUGCGAAAGCCACGGAAAAGGAAGCUAUCACAAUCUUCACGUUUACGUUGUUGGAGAACUGAGAAAUUUCUUCUCCGCAAUACCAUACACACAACUCGGUUGCUACAAAAACGACAAAAAUAUGCUUGAUAUUGAACAAAUGGACCCAGAUGUUCUUGAUGGUGAUUACAAAUUGAGAAAGGACGCAAUUGGCAAAUGUGCAUUAGCCGCCAUCAAGAGACGCAGUGAAGUGUUUGCAAUCCAAGAUGGAGGAAAAUGUCUCAUUACAAGAAAUUCUUACAAAGUUUUUGAUGGAAAUGGGAUCUUACAAGACUGUAAAAGUGACGGAAAAGGCGGACCAGAGACCAGUAACGCUUAUGUGAUAGGGAAAAUUAGCGAGCUUCGGUCUAUGUUGACCAUUAAUAUUUUAAACGAAGGAUGUUACAAGGACCUUCCUAUCCGUGCUAUGGAAAGUCUUGAAGGAAAAGACCCCAUACUUCUCGAUGGCAAUUACGCUUCAAGAGAUGAAGCAGUUCUUAAGUGCCUCUUGUUAGGAAGGAAACUUGGAUAUGCCGUGGUGGGUGUUCAAGAUGGUGGCAUGUGUGUUGGUAGCACCAAGGUGAAAACGUAUAAGAAAUACGGAGUAUCCCAUGAUUGCAGGGGGGAUAGGAAAGGAGGACCGUGGGCCAGUGAAGUAUACCUUAGCUUAACUAACCACAUCACUGAUUUUCUGGCCGGUGUUACCUACGAAUCUAAAGGCUGCUACAAAGACCAAGAAGCGAGAGCUAUUUCUUCUUUAGAAGGAAAAGACGUUCUUCUAAGUGAUAGCUAUACGGAGAGAGAGGAUGCUAUUCAAAAGUGUGCAGUGGCAGCCAUUAUACGAGGAUACAAAACAUUUGGAAUCCAAAAUGGUGGCAUGUGUGUUAGUGGCCCUAACGCGCACCAAACAUAUAGCAAAUACGGUGAAUCAAUGGAUUGUAAAAAUGACGGAGAAGGAGGACCUUGGGCCAAUCAGGUUUACAAUCUUGUGGGAAGGGUGGACGAUAUCUUUGAGAGUGUUCAUCGCUUACAUGUUGGAUGCUUCGAUGACAUGCAAGCACAGAGGAUUCCCAGUUUAAUGCAAGAUCCUGUAUUAAACAUUACCAUUACUUCAGAUGCGGAUUUUGGUGAAUCAGAUGCACAUCUUAAUCUCAGUCAACAAGAGAACCGAUUUAACGUGAAGUGUGCAUUAGCGACCUGGAGGAGAGGAUAUAAAGCAUAUGUUGUUACUGCUGACGGGCAGUGCGCCAGUGGUCCUGAUACGCACACCAACAUUGUCAAGUUUGGUUAUGGCUUAGAAGAGUGCUCAACCGUACCGGCGAACAAUAAGGCGUACCUUGUUGGUCCUAGUCCGUUUAUCCCACCCUUUGAAGGGUUACAUGUUGAGUAUGAGUCUGUUGGAUGCUAUGAAGACAAAAGAGAACGAGCUAUCGAGAAUGCUACUCCACUUGGUUACGAUCUGUUUGGUUACUAUAUCAACAAAAUGAAAGGAAAUGAAAUCCAGAAGUGCGCAUUAUAUGCAAAGCUGAUUGGGUACAAGGUGUUUGCGAUUCAAAAUGGGGGGGAGUGCCUUACCAGUGCCACGGCCCAUAAAACAUACAGUAAAUAUGGUGAAUCGCGGGUCUGUAAGGGCGAUGGAAAAGGAGGACCCUUUGCCAAUCAAGUGUAUCGUUUAUCUGAGAGAAAAGGAUGAGAGCGUGUGCCAAUGAGCUUUCUAACAGUUUGUGUGGCUCAUCUUUACAAAGAAAAAUGGAAAUUACGUCAUAAUACAUGGCAAUAAAGCUCUUGUUCAAAAAACUUAUUUU
Pocillopora verrucosa is the source of this 2523-nucleotide messenger RNA. RefSeq lists its product as uncharacterized. NCBI's taxonomy places the organism in Eukaryota, Metazoa, Cnidaria, Anthozoa, Scleractinia, Pocilloporidae. The record is from RefSeq and is a predicted model, not a curated record.